AAUAAUAAUAAUAAUAAUAAUAAUAAUAAUAAUAAUAAUAAUAAUAAUAAUAAUAAUAAUAAUAAUAAUAAUAAUAAUAAUAAUAAUAAUAAUAAUAAUAAUAAUAAUAAUAAUAAUAAUAAUAAUAAUAAUAAUAAUAAUAAUAAUAAUAAUAAUAAUAAUAAUAAUAAUAAUAAUAAUAAUAAUAAUAAUAAUAAUAAUAAUAAUAAUAAUAAUAAUAAUAAUAAUAAUAAUAAUAAUAAUAAUAAUAAUAAUAAUAAUAAUAAUAAUAAUAAUAAUAAUAAUAAUAAUAAUAAUAAUAAUAAUAAUAAUAAUAAUAAUAAUAAUAAUAAUAAUAAUAAUAAUAAUAAUAAUAAUAAUAAUAAUAAUAAUAAUAAUAAUAAUAAUAAUAAUAAUAAUAAUAAUAAUAAUAAUAAUAAUAAUAAUAAUAAUAAUAAUAAUAAUAAUAAUAAUAAUAAUAAUAAUAAUAAUAAUAAUAAUAAUAAUAAUAAUAAUAAUAAUAAUAAUACUAAUAAUAAUAAUAAUAAUAAUAAUAAUAAUAAUAAUAAUAAUAAUAAUAAUAAUAAUAAUAAUAAUAAUAAUAAUAAUAAUAAUAAUAAUAAUAAUAAUAAUAAUAAUAAUAAUAAUAAUAAUAAUAAUAAUAAUAAUAAUAAUAAUAAUAAUAAUAAUAAUAAUAAUAAUAAUAAUAAUAAUAAUAAUAAUAAUAAUAAUAAUAAUAAUAAUAAUAAUAAUAAUAAUAAUAAUAAUAAUAAUAAUAAUAAUAAUAAUAAUAAUAAUAAUAAUAAUAAUAAUAAUAAUAAUAAUAAUAAUAAUAAUAAUAAUAAUAAUAAUAAUAAU
Messenger RNA from Vespa velutina, 837 nucleotides. RefSeq lists its product as uncharacterized. The transcript has a single exon. Lineage: Eukaryota; Metazoa; Arthropoda; Insecta; Hymenoptera; Vespidae. The annotation marks the transcript as partial. The record is from RefSeq and is a predicted model, not a curated record.